AUGACGGACGAAAGCUUCAACAAAGCACCCGGAUCAGAGUUCUCUAGAAGUCGGUCAACUGUCGUUACUAUGGGAAACGCAAAGGCAACCGUUACAAGUUCUGCCCUUUCUCCCAUGCUUCCGGAUCGUUUGAUAAGUUCAUCGGUUUCUUCUGGGCUUUCUAUCAAUCAAGAUGUUCCUUUCACUAUUCUACAAUAUGGCCAUCUUAUGCCUGCUUUAGUUCAGCCAGGUUUUUCAGUGUUUCAUCAUCCACCGCCCCCAAUGCCGAUGACCAUUCCACUUUUUUAUCAGCCAGUAAACGGAGCACUACCACAACCUCAGCCAUAUGAUGCCAACAUGCUCUACAGAUACACGCCUCAGCUUCCUAACAGCAGUGAAAACUUAGGACAAAAAAGCAACGUGAAUAGAAAACUUGGAAAAAUUAAUCAGAACAAAACUAAAACAAAAGACCUAGGAAGCGACCCUCGCGGGUUAGAAGUGUUGAACAAUGUCAGCGACUUCAGUUCAACAGGAUUGCCACAGAUUACACCUGAAAUUUCACGUGACGGCUUUGCAGGAACCGGAAUUGUGGUGAAUCAGGAAAAACUAUCAACAUUGACAGAGAUGGCAAUGCGAGGGUGUGAAUUGGCAGAACAGUUGGCGGAUAACCAUCAAAAGCGUCCGUGUUUUAAAAAGAUCGAUAGUCUAUGCGCUCGAAUGAAGCAGGAUUUAAUUCGGCCGGAUAGCGUAUUGGCCAACAUAAAUUCACAAGGAAUGGCUUGGGCGGUGAAGGAUUUUAUUUUCGUCUUUACACGUAUCAUUAACGCUUGGAUCAUAAUUAAAGGAUAUGUCUAUAACACACCGGAAGGGUUAGAGCGUGUUCAAAAGGUUUUAAGCCCAGACUUUCUGGAUAAUUUUAUGAAAUGGCAGGAUUCAACGAUUGACUUCGUUGAUAGUUUGAUAAAAUCUUUUACUAGCUUAGAUGAAACAGUACAGAAUCAACGUACCAGCGGCGUUCAAAAAGAAGCAAAUCUGAAGAUUAAUUGUUUACGUCAACUGAAGUCUAAUGAUGAUAAAGAACGUGGAUUACAGGACUUGUAUGAAUAUUUGAAGGACGUAGUCCCAAAUUUAGCGGAGAAUAAGACUUCUUCCUCUUCGGAUAAUGCUAGUUGUAGCGAUCUUUCAGAUCGCAGUAGUAUAAUUUACGACAAUUCGAAGAGCUACCUGGUUUCUAUUGUUAACGAUUCCGAACAGACGCAAAUGAAGCAUAAUGAACAUGGAACAUACUUUAAAACAGGCAUAUACGAACCGAUUAGAAAGCCUCCAGGAUUUGGAUCAAACAAUCUAGCUUGUGCAUUGAAAGCAAAUUUGUCUGCAACUGACACAAACUCCAUUCCAUUUGUAACAUCUACACCAAAAAUUUUGAAAAAUCCGAUAUCACACAACAGACCUGACCUCCUGGGUUCUAUUUGUGGCUGUGACGCUGACACCAAUGUACAAUCAGCCAAUCAUCAGCUAUCGGAUAUUGCUUUGGCAUCGCAAUUACAAAUGGACUUUUUCAACGAUGCUAUCAUUCGACAAAGCUUUGACGGUGAAACGGUGGCUAAAAUUCAUUUCCUACUACAAAAAGUUUUUGGGAUUAAUGAAUCCAAGUAUUUUUUGGUUGCACAAUUUACCAAGAACUAUUUCACUGAUUUCCAUGCAAUCAAUCCAAAUUUCAUAGAUUUGCGAGCAAUUAUAUCAAAGGCUCAAAUUGGAGGCUAUCAAAAUAUCCAUGAAAUCGUUCAUGACUUACGGCAAAUAGUUCAGGCUGCUCGCCGCUACCUUGAACAAAAGACCCAUUCUCUGCUCAAAGAAACGGUUGAUGAGUUCGAACGUAAUCUCGAGGAUAUUCUAUGUGAUAAGAUAUUCGAUUGUUACGAUUUCAGCUGCCUGCCGGGAUCUGCAUCGCCAGCUACAACCAUAGGGAGCAAUAACAGCAGCGGCGCAACAGCUUGUUCCGGAGAGUUUUGA
Molecule: messenger RNA, 1992 nt
Organism: Sabethes cyaneus
Lineage: Eukaryota; Metazoa; Arthropoda; Insecta; Diptera; Culicidae
Gene: mtsh
Product: protein mitoshell
Exons: 7
Coding region: 1-1992 (663 amino acids)
Molecular function (GO): protein binding
Source: RefSeq, a predicted model, not a curated record